This is a messenger RNA of Raphanus sativus (radish), 1346 nucleotides long. RefSeq lists its product as uncharacterized. The transcript has 5 exons. The record is from RefSeq and is a predicted model, not a curated record. NCBI's taxonomy places the organism in Eukaryota, Viridiplantae, Streptophyta, Magnoliopsida, Brassicales, Brassicaceae. The coding region runs from base 99 to 1109 and encodes 336 amino acids.
CUUUCUCGUCUUGCAACUCCUAACGGUCUCAAAUUCUCUCUCUCUCUCUCUCUCUCUCUCUCCUUCUUUUGGAAAAUUUGUUUUUGUGUUUUUGCAGGAUGGGUAAGAAAUCGAGUUCUGGAGAAUCAUCAUCGGAUCGAGAAAGCUGGGAUAGACUUUUCAAGACUCUGGUGAAGAUGCUACAGACGAAACAAGAGGAGGUCGAAUCGCUUCUCAAAGACAGGAAGGUUCUCGAAGAUAAGCUCAAAUCUCAACACGAGAACCGGACCUCUGAUGCUCGUAACUACCAGGAACAACUCUCUCUGAUGAAUAGGGAAAUUGAAACGAUGGAGAUGAUGCAGUCCUUUAAGACCUCUCAAUGCAAUCUCUUGUCUGGAUUAAAGGAAAAGGAUCGUUCUCUUUGCAAUUUGAAACUAGAAGAGACGGUGGGCGAGUUAAAUGACUUCAAGGCUUGGUUUGAUUUCCUCACUCUCAAUACAAAUAAGGAAAGUGGCAACUCACCGGAAGCAGAGAUGAGGAAACUGAAGCUUGAGUACGAGAAGCUUGCUUCCGAAAAGAAACGUGAAGUAUCUGAUCUUUCACGAGAGAACGGUUUUGUUUGGAGUCAGCUCAAAGUUAUCGAGAGCGGGUUCACUGAUAAGCUGAAGAAGAGAGAAGACGAGGUUGCGCAAGCGAGUACCAAAAUAUCAAGUCUUUUGUCUUAUCAAGAGCAGCUUCAGUCAUCUAACCAUGAGAAAGAUGAGAUCAUCUCUAGCUUGAAGGCCAAGGUUGCUGAAAUGGAGAUGGAUUCUAGGAAGAGAGAUGAGGAGAUCUCAAAGCUAUCACGGGAUAUAGAGUCUUUGAAGAAGUCUCGUAGCUUUACACCGGUUUUAACUCGAUGCACAACACGUGACAAAGGUAGCAAUGGUAACACCGUGGGAUCUCACGUAUCUACUAAGCAAGAGAAGCUAGCUGCUGCAUCAACACCUAAUCAAGAGGAAAUUAAAAGCUCAAAGAGGAAAAGAGGGAACAAGACCACGCCAGCCACAGUUUCAGUUAUCCCAAAGCUGUUCACUUCCACCUUUAGGCUUCCCAAGUUAAAGUCUCCUCCACCUUCUGGAGCCAUAUAAGAUUUUGAUCUUAUCUAUCUCUCUGUAUUUAGGAUCAUCCCUCUGAUGUAUAUUAGUUUUUUUUUUCUAUAUAGUUCUAGACAGUUUCCACUUUAUUUAGUUAGGAACCUUUGCAUUGGCAUUGCAACUAGCAGCUGUUGCUCCUUUUUGAUGUAUUAUUUGUGAGGUUUCACCAGUGUAAUGUAACAAAGAUUUCAAGUGGCUUCAAUAGAAAGAGUUUUCACGGUUGUGAUUUUA